This is a messenger RNA of Leptosia nina, 1059 nucleotides long. The record is from the annotation of a GenBank genome assembly. Lineage: Eukaryota; Metazoa; Arthropoda; Insecta; Lepidoptera; Pieridae.
AUGCCUCGCACACUCUUAGAUCAAAAGCAAAGAGAGACCUUUAAAAAAAAAAUUAAAUAUAACCUUCUCGAUUCAGAUUACGAACGACACACUCGCUCGGGAACAUUGUCUGCGUCUCACCUGUCUUUAAACUUUUGCUUAAACAUGUCAGUCAAAGUUAGCCCAGUCACUGAGCCAGUUUGGCUUGGAGAAGGACCGCACUGGUCCCAGCAACACCAGGCUCUGUUCUUCGUCAGCAUCUUCGACCGUUCCGUGCAUAAGUAUGAUCCCGCUACCGGAAAGUGCACUAGUUCUAAACUCGAGGAUAUGCCCGGCUUUUUAAUCCCCGUGGAGGGGAAGAAGGAUCAAUUUGUGGUCGGCCUGAAGCGUAAGGUCGUCGUCAUUCAGUGGGACGGCAGGGACGGAACUGCGAAAGUCGUUCGCACCGUCGCGGAACUGGAUAAGCACACACCAGACAACAGGAUCAACGAUGCCAAAGCUGAUCCCAAAGGGAGACUGUUUGUUGGUACUAUGGGCCACGAAUAUGAACCCGGCAAAUUCCAUCUGAAGAAGGGUUCCCUGUACCGAGUAGAUCCAGACGGACAAGCGCACAGAGUGGUGAAAGAUGUGGACAUAUCCAACGGUUUGUGUUGGGACGAGAGAGAAAAAGCCUUUUACUACGCGGACUCCUUUGAGUAUGCGAUCAGACGGUACGACUGGAACCCCGAUACUGGCGAUAUUUCUAAUCCUCGCCUAGUAUUCAAAUAUGCAGAUCAUGGAUUAGACGGCAUCGUGGAUGGGAUGACCAUAGACACCGACGGCAAUCUCUGGGUUGCCAACUUUGACGGAUCCCAAGUUAUAAAAAUCGACCCAAAGGCGGGCAAAUUACUCCAAAAAGUACCGACUCCCGCACUGCAGACCACGUCCGCUACUUUCGGCGGCUCCAAUUUGGACAUCCUUUAUGUGACCACCGCUUGCAUGAACCGAGGUGUGGAGCAGAAACCCCCCUGCGGUUGCACCUUCCAAGUCACAGGAUUGAAUGUCCGCGGACAUCCAAAUGUUAGUGUUAAGUUAUUGUAA